This is a messenger RNA of Solanum lycopersicum (tomato), 919 nucleotides long. Its product is annotated as membrane-anchored ubiquitin-fold protein 4. Gene Ontology annotation, molecular function: protein binding. Lineage: Eukaryota; Viridiplantae; Streptophyta; Magnoliopsida; Solanales; Solanaceae. The record is from RefSeq and is a predicted model, not a curated record.
UAUAUAUUAUUUUAUUAAAAGAAAACGAAAAAGGAAAAAGAAGUCGUCGCGUUCUCUUUUUCCUUGAUAAAUUUGAUUGGGUUCUAGGGUUCCUCCCUCUCUUUUACUGUCUAAUUAUUUAUACUUGGUAGUAGCUUAGAAAAAUAAUAGGGAGUCAAGAGGUUGGAGGUUCGUUUGUUAAACAGAGUGCUGGGGAUUUCAAAUGCCGGAGGAGGACUUAAUUGAACUCAAAUUUCGGUUGUAUGAUGGAUCAGAUAUUGGUCCUUUUCAAUACGCACCCACUUCCACCAUAGCUAUCCUCAAAGAGAGGAUUGUCGCCGACUGGCCCAAAGAUAAAAAAGUUGCACCUAAGGUGGCAAAUGAUGUAAAAUUGAUAUGUGCUGGUAAAAUUUUGGAAAACAGCAGGACUGUUGGUCAAUGCAAGACACCUUUUGGUGAGCUACCAAAUGGAAUAAUUACCAUGCAUGCUGUUGUACAACCAUCUUUAGCUAAAGCAAAGUCAGAAAAGAAGAUUGACGAGAACCAAAAUCAAAGCAUCUGUUCGUGCUCCAUAUUGUGAGAUUGCAAGUGAUUCAGUUUGAUCUUGUGGUAUCCUUGGGUUACCUGCUCUGUGAAGUUAAGUCUGGACUCUGGAGCAAUAAUUUGUAUGAUACCUCAUUAUUACAUGUUUGUUGAAAAGCAUUUGUAACUAUUGCAUGCUCGUAUAAUCACGUUUGUUGUAUAAAGUUUGUAUCUUUAUACUUGUAGUCACAGAUUUCUCAUAUAAAAAUUACAGAGAAGGCUGGAGAUAUGCAGAAGGAUAUUUAGCUGUAACUAUUUUUUUUAUAAUAUACUAAUCCGUUUACUCUGGUCAUCACAUGUGUAUGUACUUGGACCAUCUUGUGAAGAAGAUGUAUGAUUAAAUAUAUAUUUAUGGAUU